CGCCUACCCGCGGGUGAACAGUGCGCGCUCCGGCCCUCAGCGGGGACUGGGACGUCAGGUCCCCGGCCCCGCCGCUCCCCACGAUGAGGAAGUUGAGGCUCAGAGAAGGAAAGUGGUAACACUCACGUCCUGUGAUCGCCUGUGAUCUCCUGUGAUCGCAGUCCAGGAACCAGGUGGCCAGCCGCCAGGCCCAUGCCGUGAGGCCCGGAGGUGCCCCGCCGCCACCAGCAUGCCUUGGGAUGCAAGGCGGCCCGGGGGCGGCGCGGACGGCGGGCCCGAGGGCGCGGGCGCGGCGCGCUCCCAGGCGCAGAAGCAGUGUCGCAAGUCGUCGUUCGCCUUCUACCAGGCCGUUCGCGACCUGCUGCCCGUGUGGCUGCUCGAGGACAUGCGCGCCAGCGAGGCCUUCCACUGGGACGAGCGCGGCCGCGCCGCCGCCUACUCGCCCUCCGAGGCGCUGCUCUACGCGCUCGUGCACGACCACCAGGCGUACGCGCACUACCUGCUGGCCACUGAGGCCAAUAUGGGGAUGGGGUUUGGGGUGCUGGUCACCGCCAUCUCGCCCGGACGCUUCCCCGAGGCCCUGGACGAGCUGCCGCUGCCGCCCUUCCUGCAGCCGCUGGACCUCACGGGCAAGGGCUAGACCCUGGGGGGGGUGGGGGGCGUCCCCCUGGGCGCUGGAUUUUUGGAAAAUCUAUUUUUCAGAGGUUGUACCCAGCACUUUACAUAUAUUGAUCUCUGUACAGGA
Molecule: messenger RNA, 745 nt
Organism: Leptonychotes weddellii (Weddell seal)
Lineage: Eukaryota; Metazoa; Chordata; Mammalia; Carnivora; Phocidae
Source: RefSeq, a predicted model, not a curated record